CACGCCGUCGCCAUGUUUUGUCAUUAUGGUUCCGGCUCCGCGUGCGAAGUUGCACAGAGCAAUAGGCAAAUAGGCGCCAUUUUGGUCUAAAGUAGUCUCAAAUUUAAUUCAAUCUUCUAAAGAAAUUUGAUAAAGUUCACUGAACACGUGUAUAUUCCUCCGGAAUCACUAUAAAUUGAAGAAAAAACUAAACCGUAUGGAAAUGGAUGGGCCACGAGGUGGAUUCCGAGGUGGUGGUCGCGGCGGCCCACCCGGUCUCAGAGGCCGAGGCGGAUUUGAUAUGCGUGGACGUGGUGUUCCCGGUAUGCGAGGCCGCGGUGGCCCACCACGAGGAGCUCUUGGACCACGUGGAGCACCGCGAGGGUUUAGAGGACCCAUGCGCGGCGAAAGAGGUGGUCGUUUCCCACCUGGACCUCAAGGCCCUGGUCCACAUCCAGUACCUACGAUAGAAACUAGAGUUGGUCCACCACAAAGAGGAGGUUUCAAUAAUAGAGGAGGCCUGGGUGGUAUGAGAGGUCGAGGCGGUCGAGGUCGUGGUGAUUUUGGACCACGAAAUGAUAGAGGAGGAAGAGGAAUGCCUAUGAGAGGUAGAGGUGGCAGAGGAGGUCCAGGCGCACCACCUUUAAAUGGUCCACCAAUAGGUGGUCCUCUUCCACAUCCAGGACCACAUGGACCACCAGCACCAAUCCAAAGCGGCCUUCCUAACAUCCUACCAAGGGGAGUGCCUCCAUUGCAUCAAUCAAAUGCACCACCAAACCAGUCACAGGGACCACCGUUCAAACGUGGUGGAGGGCCUCCACAUGGCGGAGGUGGGCCACCCAAAAGAGGGAGGUUUGACGGACCACGUGGUGGUGGAGUGAGGCAGCCGCCGCCUGGCGCCUACUCAGUACCACCAGCACACAACCCGCAACAGGCCAAUGGCUAUGGACCCCCAGUGCACACAGGUUAUCAACAAUAUGAACAGCCUCCUGCAGAGCCGUUCCCACCGCCAUCAUACAAUGCAUCAAGCUCGUAUCAAAGCGGCGGCAACUAUUCGGUGCCGGCGCCUGCUCCUGCCAGCUCCUAUUCCAGUAAUUAUGGAUCAAACUAUGGUUAUUCCACUAGCGGACAAGGUUACGAAAAUAAUGGAUACAGCGCCGGCGCAGCAGGUGGUGCCGGUGACGCAGGGUACGGUGCCGCGGAGCCCGCGUACGGCGGCGCCGCGCCCGCAUACGACUCGUACUCGCAGCCCACGUACUCCUCGUACCAGCAGCCGCAGCAGUACACCAACACAUAUGGCAGUUGGUGAUCUCUUUGACUAUAAUGGAAAGUAUUUGCGUCUAUUUGCCACAAAAAAAAUCGUAGCUGCAUCAAAUAUUUGAAGCUUUGGAUUCAAAUGUGUAGUUUUUCAUAAAAUGUAUAAUUAAGAAUUAGGUAAGAUAAAUAUAAUGCAAAUUCUAAUAAUAAUUUCUCUCAAUUUUCGUAAAAAUGUGAAUAAACUUUAAAAAAUAAAGCAAACUUUAAAGAAAGCUUUUGUUACUCCUCAUUUUUUGUAUAAUUAUGUCAAUCUCAAUAAGUUAGACAUGUUGGUUUUCUUUAUACAGUGACCCAAUGUGUGAGGAAAGAACUACUUUGAUGUAUUUUGUGACCCAAUAUGUUAGGAGAGGAUUACUUUUAUGUAUUUUAUUUGACAUUCUUGUAAAAUGGUAUGCAAAUACCAUGCUAAUUAGAUGUAAGGACGCAUUUCGUAAUAAAAUUAUGGAAGAUAA
Papilio xuthus (Asian swallowtail) is the source of this 1748-nucleotide messenger RNA. The record is from RefSeq and is a predicted model, not a curated record. Lineage: Eukaryota; Metazoa; Arthropoda; Insecta; Lepidoptera; Papilionidae.